CACCCACACACACACACACACACACUGCCAUGAACACUCAAAAGACAAUCACACACACACAUGUGAUGUGUUGUUAUAUCACCGAUAGAUUUCAAGCAGUGCCAAUCACGUAUCACCAUGCGACAAGACAAGCAGUGCAAUUGCACGCCUUCACCACAACCUCCACACUGCCUUAUCUUCAUCAAUUAAAGGCUCAGACGUGAAGACGGAAGUAACAGAAGAAAGAAGAAGGAGAAAUAAAGGAGGAGGACGAAGAAUAAACGAGAAAUAGAGGCGGAAUAGGAGAAGCAGCUAAGGUGGAAUAUUUAGCCACCAUGGAUGAGCCAGCCAAAAUCCGCCGGCUGGAUGAGACAGUGGUGAACCGCAUUGCUGCCGGGGAGGUGGUGCAGCGGCCAGCCAAUGCACUCAAGGAGAUGAUUGAAAACAGUCUGGAUGCAAAGUCAACAAACAUCCAGGUAACAGUUAAUGAAGGUGGCCUGAAAUGUAUGCAGAUACUGGACAACGGCACAGGCAUCAGGAAGGAGGACAUGGAGAUCGUGUGUGAGCGUUUCACCACCAGCAAGCUUCAAGAGUUCUCUGACCUGACCUCCCUCACCACGUACGGCUUCAGGGGGGAAGCUCUGGCCUCCAUCAGCCAUGUCGCCCACCUGGCCAUCACCACCAAGACUGCUGACUCCAAGUGUGCCUGGAGGGCCAGCUACAUUGACGGCAAGCUCUCCGGCAAACCCAAACCUGUGGCAGGCAACCAGGGGACCCAGAUAACAGUGGAGGACCUGUUCUACAAUGUGCCGGUGAGGAGGAAGGCACUGCGCAGCCCAGCGGAGGAGCAUGGCAAGGUGUUUGAGGUUGUCAGCCGGUACGCCAUCCACAACGCCAAUGUUGGGUUCACACUGAGGAAGCAGGGGCAGCAAAACGUGGAAUUCCGCACCCCACCUCGCUCCACCCCAUGUGACAACAUCCGGUCUGUGUUUGGGCCGGCUGUGGCGAGGGAGCUGCUGGCGGUGGACUGUGUGGAUGACAAGCUAGGGUUCCAGUGUAAGGGUCUGGUGAGCAAUGCCAACUACUCAGUGAAGAAAUGCACCUUUUUGCUCUUCAUUAAUCAUCGCUUGGUGGAUUCGACAGCCCUAAGGAAGUCACUGGAGACUAUGUACGCUGCCUACCUCCCAAAGAAUGGCCACCCAUUCAUCUACCUAUCCCUGGAGCUUGACCCGUCCACCCUGGAUGUCAACGUUCACCCCACAAAGCACGAGGUCUUCUUUCUCCACCAGGACGAGAUUGUAGAGAGUGUGCAGAAGGCGUGUGAGGCAAAGCUGCUUGGGGCUAAUGAGUCACGGACCUUCUAUACACAGGGCCUCCUCCCCGGGGCUGGAUCGGUGCGGCCCCCCUCCUCCAAGACAGCCGGGGGUGAGGGGGGUGGGGAGAAGGAGAAGAGGGACGCUGCCAGCAAACCGUACGCCCACGAACUCGUACGCACAGACUCACGAACACAGAAGAUGGAUAAGUUUUUGACUGGGACUGGAGAGAAGAAUGGAGAGACAGAGAGAAAGGAGGAGGAAGGAGGGAAGGAGAAAGCAAGUACCUCAUCAACACAGCAAUGCAACAGGCGCGACAUACAGCUCACCUCCAUCCUGGCCCUACGCCAGGAGUUUGAGGCCAACACACACGCUGGCCUGCUGGAGUCAGUGCGUGACCUGACCUUUGUGGGGUGUGUGAAUAGACAGUAUGCGCUGGUCCAACAUGCACGCACCCUCUUUCUGGUCAACACUUGCUGGCUCAGUGAGGAACUCUUCUAUCAAGUCACUCUCAAUGAUUUUGGAAACUUCGGAAUUCUAAAACUUUCGAGCCCAGUGGACAUUUGUGAACUGGCCCUGAUAGCUUUAGAGCAGCCGGACAGUGGGUGGAGUGAGGGUGAUGGCCCCAAGGAGGAUCUGGCAGCUUACAUCAAGACUCUGCUGCUAUCCAAGGCUGAGAUGCUGCAGGAGUACUUCAGCAUGGAGAUUGACAGUGAGGGGAGGGUGUGCACACUGCCUUAUCUCCUGGACCAGUACGUGCCGGACAUGGAGGGACUGCCUAUGUUUGUGCUGCGGCGGGCGGAGGUGGAGUGGAGUGAUGAGAAGGAGUGCUUUGACACCUUUGCACGGGAGCUGGCAAGGUUCUAUGCUGUCAAGAUGAAGAAGAAGAAGGAAGGAGGAGGAGAGGGGAGAGGGUGGAAGUGGGACUUAGAGCAUUUGAUAUACCCAGCGGCAAGGAAGAUACUGCAACCCCCCAAACACUUCGCCCAGGACACCACCUUCCUGCAGAUUGCCAACCUUACCGAGCUGUACCGAGUGUUUGAACGGUGCUAGACGGAGAGAGAGAGAGAGAGAGAGAGAGAGAGAGAGAGAGAGAGAGAGAGAGAGAGAGAGAGAGAGAG
Portunus trituberculatus (swimming crab) is the source of this 2413-nucleotide messenger RNA. RefSeq names its product DNA mismatch repair protein Mlh1-like (gene Mlh1). Gene Ontology annotation, molecular function: ATP binding; ATP-dependent DNA damage sensor activity; mismatched DNA binding. The record is from RefSeq and is a predicted model, not a curated record. NCBI's taxonomy places the organism in Eukaryota, Metazoa, Arthropoda, Malacostraca, Decapoda, Portunidae. Gene Ontology annotation, cellular component: MutLalpha complex. Gene Ontology annotation, biological process: mismatch repair.